This is a messenger RNA of Prunus mume (Japanese apricot), 1539 nucleotides long. Lineage: Eukaryota; Viridiplantae; Streptophyta; Magnoliopsida; Rosales; Rosaceae. The record is from RefSeq and is a predicted model, not a curated record.
AUGUCUGCUUCUUCAUCAUCUUCUCUCAAAAUUGAACACCUCCUUGGAUUGCUUACUAUUCGUCUUACUGAUGAUAAUUUUCUUAAGUGGAAUUAUCAAAUUGAGUCGGUUCUGGAAGGUUACGAUCUCUUUGGCCAUUUUGAUGGCUCUGCUCUUCCUCCGCCCAAAUUUGCGAUUGUUGAUGAAGAGGGAGUGACAUCAGAAGUCACUGCUGCUUAUAAGGAUUGGACGCAAGCAAUUGAGUAUGUUAUUGGCUGUAAGACUGCCAGGGAUGCUUGGCUUAGUCUCACUGAUCGUUAUGCGUCGGUUUCUCGUGCCAGAAUCAAUCAUUUGAAAACAGAAUUUCAGACUGUGCAAAAAGGUGGUGAUUCCGUUGAGCGAUUUCUUCUUCGUCUCAAACAUCUGCAUGAUCAGUUACAUGCUGCUGGUACUAAGAUUUCUGAUGAUGAUUUUAUCAUUGCUGCAUUAAAUGGUCUACCACCUGAAUACGACAUCAUCAAGACGAUCUUGAUUGCUCGUGAUACGCCAAUCUCGUUGAAAGAUUUUCGUGCUCAGUUACUGGCUGCUGAGCAAACUGCUGAGGCUCGACUUACCUCUCAUUCUGCUUUGUUUGUGCCUCAUACAUCUUCUGGCUAUGGGGUUCAGGGAGCUCACAGUGGUUCAUCGUCUGUCUCUCUGUCUUCAGGACAAGGUUUGCUUCCUACCCCGCCUUCUCAUGUUGGUUAUUCUGGUAAUGCAUCUUCUCGACCUCCUUCGCUGCCUUUUGGUCCUCGUCCUAUUUCUCAUACUGGUUUUGGUCGAGGCAAGUUCAAUGGUGGACGGAAUUUUAGUUCUCCUACUCAUCCAAAUUUCAGAGGCAUUACUCCUGUUUAUCAAGGCCAUAACACAUUUUCUGGUUCCAAGUUUGUUCCUGAAUGUCAGAUUUGUAAUAAAAGGGGUCAUACGGCUGUUAAUUGUUUCUUUAGGCAUGCCAAUUCUCAAUCUUCAGUUUCUACAGUGCCUGAGUGUCAAAUCUGUGGCAAGCGUGGGCAUGUUGCUUUGGAUUGUUAUCACAGGUCGAAUUACUCAUUUCAAGGUCAAGCUCCUCCUUCUUCCUUAACUGCUAUGACAGCACAGACUUCUUAUUCUCCUGAACAAGUCUGGAUUGCUGAUAGUGGAGCCACACAUCAUAUGGUGGGUGAUGUGUCUCAGUUGCAAAAUGUGACUCCAUGUGUUACUGAGGAAAAUGUCACAGUUGGAAAUGGGGAAGGUCUGAAUAUACUUCAUAUCGGCACUUCUAAUAUUCCUGGUGCUACAUCUAGGCUUACAAUGCCCUCUGUUUUUCAUGUUCCUCAACUCAAAGCAAAUCUUUUGUCCGUGCACCAACUUUGUAAGGAUAACAACUGUUAUAUUGUGUUUGAUGUCUCUGGUUUCUUGAUACAGGACAAAGUCACUCAUCAGGCAAACAGAAAAUCAGCCACUCAAACGGAAGGGCGGCUGGAUUCACAGCGCGCCUCUUCAAACGAAAAUCGACGGCCCCUCAUGCCUGUAGAACAGUGA